This is a messenger RNA of Penicillium macrosclerotiorum, 873 nucleotides long. RefSeq names its product Fe-S cluster assembly protein dre2. Lineage: Eukaryota; Fungi; Ascomycota; Eurotiomycetes; Eurotiales; Aspergillaceae. Gene Ontology annotation, cellular component: cytoplasm. Gene Ontology annotation, biological process: iron-sulfur cluster assembly. The coding region runs from base 1 to 873 and encodes 290 amino acids. Gene Ontology annotation, molecular function: iron-sulfur cluster binding. The transcript has 3 exons. The record is from RefSeq and is a predicted model, not a curated record.
AUGGCGCCCUCCUUUGUGACCAUUGAUACCAGCGACGACUUCGACAUGGCUCCGCCAGUCAAAACGCUCUUCACUACUUUCGACCGCCAAACCACAGACCUCCAGAUGCUCGACCGUCUCUCCGCCGGCAUUGUCUCCCUCCCCUCCUCCACAUAUUCCCUCGUCCUCAUUCUUACCGACACCGAUGGCUCACACCGUGCCGAAGCCCUACAGCUUCUCACUCGAGAUGUAUACACGGCCCUCGUGCCGUCCAUGAAGCCGGGCGCGAAGCUCCAAACCCAAGAUAAAGCCCUGACAGCUGCGGAAGCCAUGGAGGCCGUGAUGGCUGGCCUGGUGCAGAAUGAGGCGGGUUUCGAGAAACCGAAUUAUCAACAAUCAUCCGCUGUGCCGCUCAAGUUGGGAUCGAGGAAGAAGAAGACCGCCCCGCCGGCAGGUAUUCCAGUAUUGGGCUUCACGGCAAACAGCAUUAAUGAGAAUAACCAUGACCGGGAUGAUAACGACGAGUUAAUUAAUGAGGAUUCUCUGAUUGACGAGGAAGAUUUCACGAGACCAAUUAUGCCCCCCCCAGAAUGCCAGCCGAAGACCGGUCGCAGGCGGCGAGCCUGCAAGGAUUGUACGUGUGGUCUUGCUGACCGCCUCGAGGCGGAGGACAAGGAGCGCCGUGCGAAUGCCGAUAAGAAUUUGAACGUACUUAAGCUACAGACGGACGACUUGACCGAGCUGGACUUCACCGUCGAGGGCAAGACUACUGGGUCUUGUGGCAGCUGUGCGCUGGGCGAUGCUUUCCGGUGUGCGGGUUGCCCAUACCUGGGACUGCCCGCAUUUAAGCCUGGCCAGGAGGUCCAGAUCCUGAAUGACGUUGCGCAGUUGUAA